AAUCAAGUCGACAAAAUCCGUUUGGUACAGAAAGAGAGAGAGAAAGAGAGUGAGAAAGAGAAGGAAGAAGAUAGAGUAGAGAUGGAACAAGAAGAGCACGAAGUGUACGGUGCUGACAUUCCCGACGAAGAGGUUGAGAUGGAAGCUGACAUGGAAGCUGAACAACAAGGAGAUGAAGAGCUUCCCCCCAAUCACACCACCAAGGAAUUGGAGGAUAUGAAGAAGAGGCUGAAAGAGAUCGAGGAAGAAGCUAGCGCCCUUCGCGAAAUGCAAGCUAAGGUCGAGAAAGAGAUGGGCGCUGUUCAAGAUCCUGCUGGGUCUUCUGCAUCUCAAGCUGAAAAGGAGGAAGUGGAUGCUCGAUCGAUCUAUGUUGGUAAUGUCGACUACGCAUGUACACCUGAAGAAGUCCAACAGCAUUUUCAGUCCUGUGGUACUGUCAACAGAGUUACAAUAUUGACAGACAAAUUUGGUCAACCAAAAGGAUUUGCUUAUGUAGAGUUUGUUGAGAUUGAUGCUGUUCAAAAUGCACUCAUUUUAAAUGAAACUGAAUUGCAUGGCCGACAACUAAAGGUGUCUGCAAAACGUACAAAUGUUCCUGGAUUGAAGCAGUACUUUGGAAGAAGACCUGCUGGUUUCCGUGGUAGGAGGCCUUUCAUGCCUGCACCAUUCUUUCCACCAUAUGGUUACGGAAGGGUUCCGAGAUAUAGAAGACCGACGCGAUACCGACCAUACUAGCUCUUAUUCUCAAUUUAAUAGGUGGUUACAUCUUUAUGAUAAAGAUAGAGGACAGAUGACUAUUAAAUUUUCCAUUGUGUAAUAAUGUUUAGUUGGAUUGAACAAGAACAUGAAACUUCUUUUUUACACAGGGGAAGUUAAAUGUCCUUGACUUUUAAGGAUGUAUACAUGUAUGAUAUCGACAAAGUAGGUUGGUCGCUUUGUUAUGAAACUUAGUAUUCUCUGAGUCCUUGGUACUGAGAGGUUUACUUAUGCAUAGUGGAGGCAAAUAUGCAGGGAAAUUCUCAAUUACUAAGUUUAUUAGUUUGAACUUUUAGAUUAGACUAUUCAGUUCGAUGUUGUUUUUGUUGUAUUUUUGUUUUUCAGAAAAAUUGAUAUGAAUUGGUUAUGUGGUGAAGGAAUUAAUUUUAAAGCUACUUUAUCAAUC
Molecule: messenger RNA, 1162 nt
Organism: Vicia villosa (hairy vetch)
Lineage: Eukaryota; Viridiplantae; Streptophyta; Magnoliopsida; Fabales; Fabaceae
Product: polyadenylate-binding protein 1-like
Exons: 6
Coding region: 82-735 (217 amino acids)
Molecular function (GO): RNA binding
Source: RefSeq, a predicted model, not a curated record